This is a messenger RNA of Opisthocomus hoazin, 2136 nucleotides long. NCBI's taxonomy places the organism in Eukaryota, Metazoa, Chordata, Aves, Opisthocomiformes, Opisthocomidae. The record is from RefSeq and is a predicted model, not a curated record.
AAUGAAGACUUUGCAUUCAGUGGAGAAAUUGUGCAGUGUCUUGAAGAUACUAUUAACGCUAUUAAGAAAUUGGAAGAAAAGCAAAGGCAUACUCUUGAAUGCCUAGAAGAGGAGACUAUAAAAACCAGCAAUCUACGCUUCAGAGUGCAGAAUUUUCCAGGAGAGAUUAUUGCAGAGAUGACAGCUCUUGUUACUGCUGCACGUGAAUCUAGUGCUGCUAAAAUAAAUCAGCUGCAGUCUGCACUGAAAAGCACUGCUGCUGAGAUUGAAUUACUGGAAGAGAAGCAAACCCUUUGUGAAAGACUGUGUGAGGAGCAAGAAUACUUGCGGGCACAGUAUCAAGAAAGAGUAGACUUGCUGAAUGAAAGGAUGGCAACGAAAGCUAACACAAAUGUUCUCUUAAUUGAAACUUGUGAUAAAACAAGAGAUAUAGAAAGAGAAAUAAUUAGGUUGAAGGCAGCUUUAGCAGAACUGAACUAAAAAAUAGGUGAAAAAAUGAGUAAACUUGAGAAAGAGAAAGAAGAAUGUGAUAAAAAGAAGAGAGAAAUGAAAAAAACUCUUGAUACUCAGGAGGCAAAAACUUCCAAGAAAAAGCAUGAAUUUGAAAACUUGACUACAAAAUUUUUCAACAUACAGCAUCUGAUAAAUCUGAAUUCAACAGCUGCAUUUAAUGAGCAAAUUCUCAUAGCAAAACUGAAAGAAAAAAGCAAGCAACUGGAAAAGACCCUGGAAUUUAAAAAUACAGAUAUGCUGGCACUCUCAGAAAAGAAAAUUCAGCUUGAUUCUGAGUUAUUGCUUUUACAAUCAAGAAUUGCCCAAGAAAAUGAGGAUUUCGAUAAGGAAUUUGAAAAGACUAAAGAAGAUCUACGCAAUGCUAAAUGCCUGAACAAAAAACUUCAAUUAGAAAUUAAAGCUGUGCGCCAAAAGUAUGAACGAGCACUGGAAGAAGAACAGCACUGGGCUAUAAAAAGAGAUGAGAUGGUGGCAAAACUGGGGAAAUUAUCUGUUUUGUUGGAUGAAAAGCUUGAAUUUCUGGCAAAUCAUAUAAAGGAAAACAAAAGCCUAGAGAAGGAAAUUGAAAAUCUUGUAGACACCCUACAAAAUAUCAAGCAGAGGAAUGCUGAAGAGCUGGCAUCUCUGAAGCAACAUUUGAAGACAGAAAAUAAGACGAGAGUAAUGCUUCAGUGGAAGCUACUGUACUUAGCAAAGCAGAGAAAACUCUUUUUCUCAGAGGAGGAGAAUAUAAAUGGAAAAGUUAAUGUAAGAAUAGAAACUGGCAAAAAAAGUCAUGCUGAACUACUUGCGGAGAUUGAAGACCUUGAGAAAGAGCUUUUUCAGUCUGAAAACCAAGUCAAAGCCCUGAGUGAAGAAGCAAGUAAGAGGGAAAAUGAUUACAGGAAUUAUAAUGAGGAUUUUACUAGCAAAAUAAAAUGUCUGGAGAAUGACAUCAAAACUUCAACUGAAAAUCUACUUAAAAAAGAAGAAGAAUUAAACACAAGCAGAAUUACCUUGGAAGAAGCCCAGAGAGAAGCAGAAGAGAAGUACAACAAAUAUGAAGAACUGAGGAAUUCAUUUUCAGAAAAGAAAGAUGAAGAGGUACGAGUCAAAAGAGCUAUUCAGCAGUCAAUCGAAACUACUGGGAAGCUCAAGGAGGACACGCUGGAGCUGAGGAACAAAUUGCAGAUCAAGCGUGAUGCUGCAAUCGACCAGUUGAAAAAUCAUACGGAGAGUAUGAAGCUGCUAGAACGAGACAUCUACGAGAUCAACAGGAAACCUGACAUUGUGAACACCCAGAACUGCAGAUUCAAAUUAUGCAAUGUGUGGAUAAAAGAAGAUAUUUUUGCAAUGGAUUCUGAAGCAGAAAACCACAAGUCAGCAACAGGCAAAAUCCUGAACGACCUAACAGCGCUUCAUGAUCUUCUUCUGAAAGCAAGGUCAGAGGAGAGCUUUAUUCAAAAGGAAUUUCUGGAGAAGGAGCAGGAAGUCCUGAACGCAGUGACAGCUCUAACAACAAAAAUUCAACGACGAGAGGAAAAGAUUGGCGUUAUUAACAGCAGGCUACAAAACAAGCUGGAAGGACUGACUUCUCUGUUUGACAAGAAGUUUAGAAUAGAUCACCACUGUAAGACACACUAA